AUGUCAAUGCGCUAUCUCUCUGCUUCUGUGGCCGCUGCUGUUGAUAAAGAACUCAUGUCAACACAAGCCUUUUCUCUAGACCAACUGAUGGAACUUGCAGGACUCUCUGUAGCUGAGGCCGUUCUUAAAGUCCAGCCUCUAGAAAAGGGUUCCAAGGUUCUUGUUCUUGCUGGUCCUGGCAACAAUGGCGGUGACGGGUUGGUUGCUGCACGCCACUUGUCUCUUUGGGGAUAUUCACUCUCUUACUACUACCCUCGUAAAUCGCGCCAUGAACAUCUUAUUCGCUUAGAAACCCAGCUCAAAAACCUUGGAAUCCCAGAAAUUUCUACUGCCGCUGAAGUAGCUGCUGCACUUUCAGGACCUUCCAAGGUUAAUCAUGUUAUCGAUGCACUUUUCGGCUUUUCAUUUAAACCUCCCAUGCGCCCACCAUUUGAUGAGAUUCUACGACUUCUCCAAGAAUCACAAGAUUCUGUACCUAUAACUGCAGUCGACAUUCCAUCAUCUUGGGAUGUUGACCAGGGACCUCUUGAAGGUAACACAUAUGCACCUGAAGUGCUUGUAUCUCUUACAGGACCUAAACCUGCUGCAAAGUUUUUCAAGGGAAGACACUUUGUGGGUGGCCGGUUUAUUUCCAAGGACUUUGCAGCCAAAUGGGAUUUUGAUAUUCCACCAUAUAUAGGUGGUGAACAAGUGGUGGAAGUAACUGAAAAGGAAAAGCUUUAA
Molecule: messenger RNA, 723 nt
Organism: Magnusiomyces paraingens
Lineage: Eukaryota; Fungi; Ascomycota; Dipodascomycetes; Dipodascales; Dipodascaceae
Exons: 4
Coding region: 1-723 (240 amino acids)
Cellular component (GO): mitochondrion
Molecular function (GO): NAD(P)HX epimerase activity
Source: RefSeq, a predicted model, not a curated record